CUGCCUCUUUCUCUCUUCUUCUUGCUUCUUGCUUUUUGCUUCUUGCUUCACUGACUGGCUGCAGCAACAGGCGGUGGUGGUGUCCGUCCAUCUUCGGGAUCGACGAUGGCAGCGGAGACGUUCAGCGCGGUGCUUGACAGCGGAUGGCGCUGGUGGAUUGGCGCUGCCAUCACAACAGCGGUGGUCUAUCAGGUGGUGGAGCCCGCAGCAAGAUUAUGGGAUUGGUGCCACUCCACGUCGAUGCUGCACGCGCUGUCACCGACUGAGCUGUUCACGCAAGGGCUUGGCCUGCUGCCCACUUCAGCCAGCACCAACGGCACGCUGUGGGAUGUGGCUGUCACGCCGUUCACGGAGGCAGCCAGCUUCUUCUUCACAUCGCCGGCGCACACGCCGCGAGCCACGUACCUCUCCAAAGCCUUCUCCAUCUCCCCCAUCCACUUUGAGCCGGGCACCUUCAUGCACGACAUGUACUGGCUCGUGCUGCCAGCGUUCAUCGUCGGCAUCAUCGGCCUCACCUCCAUGCUCCUCAACAGCCCCAUCGGGCGCCCUGCGCUGCAAUGGAUCAACACGCACAAGCGAAAGACGGCUGGCGUGCUGCUGCAGGGCUUCUCGCUGAUUUUGCUCAGCGACGCCAUGGCGGACUUGCUGGCACCCCCCUCGUCUGCGCCAAGCCCCUUUCGAGUGGUGCUGCUGCUGUCGCUGUCCACUGUGCUGACGGGCGCCAGCUUGUCCCUGCUAUCAAAUACGGUCUUGUAUUUGUCCAUCCCCGCAACCUCGCUGAUCCUUGCCAAGCUGUGGGCCACCUUUGCAGGCUAUUGCAGCCACGCGCUUGCCAACAGUGCUGUGGCCGCAGACACUGCUGAAGCGACCACAGCAGCCGUCACCCACGUUGCUGCCGCGUUUCCGUUUCGGCUGCUCAGCUUUGCGCUGGCGCUGCUGGCGUUCUCUGUGCAAGGCGCCGCCCGCCAGUGGUGGAGUUUGGAAUGGCAGAAGCACGUGGGUCCGGGCAUGGUUCGCGUCAUCGCCGGCCUUCACCUCGCGUGCACCUGCAUCGUCGGUGCAUCCCUGGACGUGAACCAACGUGGGUUUCUGUUGCACGUGCUCCCCAUCAUCACUGUGUCGCUGCUUGAGUUUACGCGACUGCACCGCCACCCGUUGAUUAUCGAGCUGGCAGACAGCGUCGCCGCCCUCCUCUUCAUGGUCACCGUGAACGGGUCGCUGUUGUAUGCGUGUCACGCCAGCAUCCGCUGGGGGUUCACCUUCCUCGAUGCGCCCCUCCUCUCGCUCCGUUUCUGGCUCGUCGACAUCUGGAUGUUCCUCAUCAUCAUGGCCUGUGCCGUCCUUUCCGCCGUUGCCGCGUGGUUUGUUGUCAUCAACACACAGCGCUAUGCGCCCCGCGCCCUGCGCUAUGUGUGGCUCCCCUUCCACUUUACCGUCCGCUCCAUCGUGCCUGCAGGCAAGAUGGCAGUGCGCGUCACCGCGUUUUGCCUUUUGGAGUGGGCCGGCACGGCGCUCGUGGAUAAACGCGCGGCCGAUGACGCCACCAUCGUGGGCGUGGCUGUUGCGUUGGCCAUCACCGUCGCCGUUGCCACGGGCAUCUCCGUCGGCACCGUCCUCACCAUGCGCAGAUUUCGCCAGCUGGAGUCGACGUGCCUUUGGAUGGGUGCUGGUGCUGGCCUGAUCCACAGCAGUGUGCGCGUGCUCAUGGCCCAUCCCACCUUCGACACCCUCCCGCUUGUCUACACCAACUUUGUCCUCGCCUUCUUCUGCUACGACGCCACGGUCAGCUGGCCGGUUGGCAGACGCAUCAAGCGCGCCCUUGCCCCUGCCGGCCGCGCGCUCAAGCGAGCCGCCGUUGCUGGUGCCGACAUCACCGCACGCGUCGCAACACGCGUUGGCCGUGUGGUGGCGAGGGUGCUGCGCGCAGUGACGAGGGUUGUGGUCACCGUCGCUCGCAAGGUGGCCAACGUGUUGACAGCGGUUGCGCGGGCGGUGGGCAAGGUGGUGAGGGCGCUUGUCCACGAGCUGGUGCGGGCACUCAAGGUGGUUGUGCGGGUUGUGGUGCGCGCAGUUGUGCAGGUGGCAAUGAAGCUGCGAUCGGCUGUGCGAGGUGCAACACCGCUGCUGCAGUUCCUGGCCAGCGCAGCGGUGACCGUCCUGUUUUUCCGCCCGCUCUUCGCUGCCCGCGACCUGCAGCUCUCCGACGCUGCCUUCCUCCUCUCCGGGUGGGCAAGCACGUGCUGCACCGUGAUUAUGGCGGGCACGGCGCUGAGGAGCAGGCGUGUGCACGCGUUUGGCAUGACGCUGUUUGACUACGUUGACUUUGGGCUGACGACCCUCGCCAUCCAUGCUGCUGUCGCUGCCCUGUUCAACCUCAACCGGCUGCUGCGCUUCGUGUUUGGCGCCGUUCACCGCGUGUGGGUGAUGCUCGUUGGUGUCGUCUUCAACAUCUGGGUCAGCGUCACCACCACCCUCCGCGCCGUCGCUCGUGCUGGGGCGCGGCAGUUUUCGCUCAUCUGGCGCAAUCCGCUCGUGGCCAUGCUCUCGGCCGCUGUUGUCAUCGCCGGUGCAUACCAGGUUCACAAGUUGGGGUUGAAACCACAAAUGGCAACGGACACGUUGUGGCAUAUGGCGGAGGUGGCGUGGGCCGGCAUUGCUGCCACACGUGUGUACAUUGUGGAUGCAUACGCCUCUCUGCAACCGUUGCUGUCCCGCACCCUACGCGAGCUGUCAGCGUGGCGCCAGAUCAUGGUUGGCUCGGCAAGUUCAGCAGACCUGUUCCGUAUGGCGUCGUUUGCGUGGGUGUUCUACAUUGGCUGCUCGGCCGUCUCCGUCACGCGCCUGCACCGCCGCAUGCGCCGCAAGACCAUUGCUGUCCCCAUCAUGGUGCUAUACACGACUGCGUACCUGGCCCCUGCCUUCUUCAACCUCGUGCUGGUGGUCCUCGUGGCGUGGGUGGUGGGCUCCAUCGUCGUCUGGGAGCACGACCUGGCAGAGCGACGGCAGGCCCACAACCAGUGGCUGGAGAUGCAGCGAGAGCGCAAUGCACAGGGCGCUGCUGCUGGCGCUGGCGCGGGCGCGUUUGAGCAGCAGCGACGACAGCAGCGGCAGCCGCGCUUUGAGAUGCCGGAAACAGACGCAUCCGAGUACACGGAGCAGGUGUUUGAGGCGACAGAAUGCAUCAUCUGCCAGGAGGAGUUCACUGCGGAGGUGACGGGCUACACGCUGCCGUGCGGACACCGCGCGUUUCAUCGCGAAUGCAUCACAGACUGGUUCAACGCCAGCAACAACACGCGCUGCCCAAUCUGCCGCGCACCCGCCGACCAGACGACACAGUGGCUGCAAACCGUCUUCUAAGUCUAAGUGUGCGUGUGUGUGUGUGUUGGAGAGAGAGAGAGUGUGUGUGAGUGAGAGAGAGUGAGAGAGAGAGAGAGAGACGGAAGAGACGGAAGAAGCAUGGUGUGUGGGACGCGCAGUUAAAAUUAGAAACGUACAGAGGGCAUGCGCUCUUCUCCUUGCUCUUGUUCAUACAGUCGUGCUUUGGAUGCGCCAGUUGUUCAUGGAAUGGGUUCAUUGGGUUUAUGUGAAAUGAAA
Molecule: messenger RNA, 3594 nt
Organism: Salpingoeca rosetta
Lineage: Eukaryota; Choanoflagellata; Craspedida; Salpingoecidae
Exons: 7
Coding region: 106-3357 (1083 amino acids)
Biological process (GO): protein ubiquitination
Cellular component (GO): endoplasmic reticulum
Molecular function (GO): zinc ion binding; ubiquitin-protein transferase activity
Source: RefSeq, a predicted model, not a curated record